CGAGUGAGCAUUCGAGCAUUUUAGUUAGCGGGCAGGGUUGUGGUUAACACGCGCUUAACCGCACAGUGACAUAAGCUCCGCGCGCAAAUCGUCGUACUACCUCCGAGAGCGCAUUGCUUUCUGUUUUGUCCGUACUCCAGUCGUAAACGAGCAUUAAAACGGGUUGGAAGCUGACUGGCCUAGCGCCGUCGGAUGCGUACGUAGCUUAAGCUCUAAGAGGUGCAGUUUGUCUCUCGAACGUUCUUUUGCUAGUUGCUGCGGUUUUGCAAAAAACGACAAAACAUAGCUCUAUAGCUUGCUGUUACAAUCACGAUGGCACAGCCACUAGUCAACUCCUGCUGCCGGUGCUACUCGCUCCGGAGUGGAUCGAUUGCGACUGGCAUCGUCGGUAUACUGCUGUCGAUCAUUUCCAUCAUACUUAUCUUCACCGUACGGAUCGACUUUAAAACCAUCCUGAUGGACUGGUUGCCACAGAACGUGGUGAAAAUCAUCUACGCGCUAAACCUGGUCAUGACAAUCUUGAUCUCGUUGCUGAUGAUCAUGGGUGUGAUGAAGAAAAACCAUUUCUUCAUGAUGCCAUGGGUUGUGCUCGGUUUAAUGCUUGCGAUUGGGCUGCUCAUUAGUGUGAUUUACAAUGCGGUCGUUUACUUCAUCGAUGGUUACAUUUUGGGUGGAUCGCUUUGGCUUGCGAUUGGAUUGCUUUCUGUUGUUAUAUACGUGUACCUGUGGAUCGUAGUGUAUAGUUAUUUUGUAUCGUUGAAAAAUGAAAACGAUCGUGGCCGUUACUCGAAGCAACCGUAUCGUCGAUAGAUGAAACUAUGUUUUUGUGUGUUGCUUCCGCUACAAACAUCACAAAAAGCCAUCUCCCAAUUUAAUUGUUGUACUUUUCAGUUUUUUUUUAAUAAUUUGUAAUCAAUAAUAAUUUGCUGUAGUAGCACAAUCAGAUUGUGCACUGUUAGUCAUUAUUUGUACAUAAUUAGGCGGUAGCAGUUACAAAAAAAAACAACGCAAACAAAAAUUUUAUAACAAAAAGAAUUCAAUCAAAGAACAAAGAAUGUACUAAUCGGCCAAGCAAAUGUGAAAAAAAACACUUAAUUGCAGAAGUAUAUUAAUGGCAACGCGCGCGCUUGACCACACGUGUUGUUUGAAAGUGUGUGCGUUAGCAUUGGAGAGAACUAACUUAUUUACACUUACUUUCUUUUUAUAAUUCUUUUGUUGACUGACAAACUCUCGAUGUACUCAUUAAAAUAUGAUUAACAACUGACUUACUGACAUAUGGAA
This is a messenger RNA of Anopheles funestus (African malaria mosquito), 1281 nucleotides long. RefSeq lists its product as uncharacterized. The transcript is spliced from 4 exons. NCBI's taxonomy places the organism in Eukaryota, Metazoa, Arthropoda, Insecta, Diptera, Culicidae. The coding region runs from base 313 to 810 and encodes 165 amino acids. The record is from RefSeq and is a predicted model, not a curated record.